AUGGGUUCUAUGGCGCAAUUGAUGUUUGACGAGUUCGGGCAACCGUUCAUCGUCAUGCGUGACCAGGAGAAGCAGAAGCGGCUUACUGGGAUCGAAGCUGUCAAGAGUCACAUUCUUGCUGCUCGCUCUGUUGCAAACACCCUUCGCACCUCACUUGGUCCAAGAGGUCUCGACAAAAUGCUGGUUUCUGCUGACGGUGAGGUAACUAUUACCAACGACGGUGCCACGAUCAUGGAGAAAAUGGACGUGCAACAUCACGUUGCCAAACUUAUGGUUGAAUUAAGCAAAUCGCAAGAUGCUGAGAUCGGAGAUGGAACAACUGGAGUUGUUGGUGGGUGCUUGUGGCCUCAACUUUUGAUGUGUGGAACAGGAUCACUGUAA
Molecule: messenger RNA, 381 nt
Organism: Ostertagia ostertagi
Lineage: Eukaryota; Metazoa; Nematoda; Chromadorea; Rhabditida; Trichostrongylidae
Source: the annotation of a GenBank genome assembly